GUAGUUCGUAGUUAAGAAGCCCAGAGCAGCGGUAGUAGUACCCUGGAGAGUCGAGAGUUUGCUGAUCGGCAGCCAAGCCAAGACAGAGAGAAGGAGGCAACAGAUUCUGAGAUUUGGGGAAUCACUGUGAUGGGUCGCCAAUCCCUAGCUAAGCUGAUCGGUUCGAUCGCAUCACGCAAGCCAUCAUCAUCUCCGUCAAUAAUUCAGCGCCGUCACUACGCAGCCGCUCCGCCGCCGCCGGCUGUCUUUGUCGACAAAAACACUCGCGUCAUUUGCCAGGGCAUUACCGGCAAGAAUGGCACUUUCCACUGCGAACAAGCCAUCGAAUAUGGCACUAAAAUGGUGGGUGGUGUUACUCCAAAGAAGGGCGGGACCGAGCAUUUGGGACUUCCAGUCUUCAAUUCAGUUGCAGAAGCAAAGGCUGAAACAAAGGCUAAUGCUUCAGUAAUCUAUGUUCCUCCACCAUUUGCUGCCGCUGCAAUUAUGGAAGCAAUGGAAGCUGAGCUGGAUCUCGUUGUGUGCAUCACUGAGGGUAUCCCACAACAUGAUAUGGUACGUGUGAAGGCUGCUCUUAACAGCCAAUCUAAAACGCGGCUCAUUGGACCAAAUUGCCCUGGAAUUAUCAAGCCUGGUGAAUGCAAAAUUGGAAUUAUGCCAGGCUACAUUCAUAAACCUGGCCGUGUGGGAAUUGUUUCUCGAUCUGGUACCUUGACCUAUGAAGCGGUUUUCCAAACAACUGCUGUUGGCCUUGGACAAUCCACUUGUGUUGGUAUUGGGGGGGAUCCUUUUAAUGGUACAAACUUUGUUGAUUGCAUGGAAAAAUUCUUGGCAGAUCCUCAAACAGAAGGUAUCGUUCUUAUAGGAGAGAUUGGUGGGACUGCAGAAGAGGAUGCCGCUGCAUUGAUAAAGGAAAGUGGAACUGAGAAGCCAAUUGUUGCAUUUAUUGCUGGACUAACUGCUCCCCCUGGUCGUCGUAUGGGUCAUGCUGGAGCUAUUGUAUCGGGAGGAAAGGGAACAGCACAAGAUAAAAUCAAGACGCUUAGGGAAGCUGGGGUUACAGUGGUGGAGUCUCCUGCAAAAAUUGGGGUUGCCAUGCUUGAAGUGUUCAAGCAGAGGGGACUAGUGAACUAGUUUGGCAGUAGCAGCUCAUUUGCAAUCUCACCUAAAACAUGUGAUGGGGCAAAAUGUCCAAACAGCAAAUUUUAUACACUGAUCAAUUGUGGUGGAGCAUUUGAUUGCUCUGAGUUUUUUCAACCUGUUUUCCGCCUAUUGUGGUGUUUGAUAAUCAAUUAAUUUGUUCUUGAGAUUUUAACUUAC
Rosa rugosa (rugosa rose) is the source of this 1317-nucleotide messenger RNA. RefSeq names its product succinate--CoA ligase [ADP-forming] subunit alpha-2, mitochondrial. The transcript has 7 exons. Gene Ontology annotation, biological process: tricarboxylic acid cycle. The coding region runs from base 130 to 1131 and encodes 333 amino acids. The record is from RefSeq and is a predicted model, not a curated record. Gene Ontology annotation, molecular function: succinate-CoA ligase (ADP-forming) activity; succinate-CoA ligase (GDP-forming) activity. NCBI's taxonomy places the organism in Eukaryota, Viridiplantae, Streptophyta, Magnoliopsida, Rosales, Rosaceae. Gene Ontology annotation, cellular component: succinate-CoA ligase complex (ADP-forming); mitochondrion.